Messenger RNA from Leptidea sinapis, 1305 nucleotides. RefSeq names its product tetra-peptide repeat homeobox protein 1-like. The transcript has 2 exons. Lineage: Eukaryota; Metazoa; Arthropoda; Insecta; Lepidoptera; Pieridae. The record is from RefSeq and is a predicted model, not a curated record. The coding region runs from base 87 to 1103 and encodes 338 amino acids.
UGGAGAAAUAUUCUUAAAUCACACAUUCAAGCUUAGGUAGUUGUUGAAGAAACAACUUUUUCGUAGCCAGCGAUUAGCUAAACAAAAUGGCUACCAUUACUAAAUUGACUACGUUAGCUAUUCUCUUGAGCACCAGUUACGCUGGUAUUCUUCAUGGUCAUGAUCAUUCAUUAGACCACGGCUUGGCACCAGCACCUCUGCCUAGUUUAUCAGCUCCUGGUGCAUACGCAGCCUCAUCAAGAUAUGCUUCAUCGCAUGGCUACUCCGCAUCAAACAUUGGAGUACAAUCUAGCUUCGCGCCUAGCUCCUUCCCAGCUGGAUCGCUCCCCUCAGCAACAUAUUCAGGCGAUGGAUUCAUUGGCGGAGGUGUUUCUGGAUACAACGGAGGUUUUGGAGCUAGUGGCCUUACUGAGGCUGCAGUUAGCGGCCCUGGUCUUGCCGGAGCCCCAUUAGGUGGCCCUGGAUUGACGGGACCUGGUUUCGGAGGAGUUGCUGUAGCUCCCCCUGUUGGAGUAGAUGCUGCUCUUCCGGGAGCUUUCUUGGGUGGACAAUCCCCUCCAGUUGGCCCAAAAUCACCUGUUAUCGACGAGAUCCAUGGACUGGCCAAUAAUAACGGAGCGCCAAUCCAGUAUCGUGUGCGCGACGAGCCAUACCAAGUUCUCAGGGAAGUGACACACAGAGUCCCUCAGCCGAUCCCAGUCCCGGUCCCACAGACCGUGCAAGUGCCAUUUCCCCAACCCUACCCCGUCCAAGUUCCAGUUGUGAGAAACGUACCCGUUCCUGUUGUGAAGAUUCAGCACGUGAAUGUUGACAAGCCAGUACCAUAUCCAGUGGAGAAGAUUGUUAAGAUCCCAAUUGAGAAGGUAAUUCACGUGCCUGUCGACCACCCAGUGCCAGUUGAGAAGAUCGUCGAGGUUCCCAUCCUCAAGUUGAUCAAGGUCCCAGUCCACGUUGUGAAGACCUACCCAGUACCCGUUGUGAAGACCGUCCACCACAAAGCCCACGUCAGCCACGGGCACAGCUUCGGCCACGGUCCUAGCUUCGGCCACGGUCAUGGGUACGCCCAAGGUUACGGACACGGUAACGGCUGGUCCCAAUGGUAAAGACCAUUCCAGACAGAAUCAAUAAUCUCUACGCUCCUGUAAAUAUUUGUAGAUCAAUCUGUAAGCUCAUCGAGAGGCUGCCAUGUUAGGGUGAUAACUAAGUCAUUAAUUUAGGUUUAUGAAUUGUUUAAUCUGUUAUGUUUUUGUUUUGUAAAUAGUGAUAUUUAGAUUUAUUACAUCAAUAAAACGAUUAUCCAAAGAA